This is a messenger RNA of Diatraea saccharalis (sugarcane borer), 3691 nucleotides long. NCBI's taxonomy places the organism in Eukaryota, Metazoa, Arthropoda, Insecta, Lepidoptera, Crambidae. The record is from the annotation of a GenBank genome assembly.
AAACUAGCAAUUAAAUGACAGACCAUUAAAAUACUGAUGAAUCAGUUUACAUGUGUGCAUUAGUUCGUCUGUCAUCAUACAAAUAAUUCUUAAUUUCUUUCAUUAACCUUCAUAAGUGCGUUCUAUUUUAAUUUAUUAGUACUUUAAAAAGAUUUUAUUUUUUUGUUUCUUUGUAUUAGAUUAACUCAGUAACUACCGAACCAAUUUUAAAUAUUCUUACACCAAUAUAAAUAAAAACAAAAAACAUCACAUACAUUACUCUAAUUCUGCUAAAGUUUGUGUAAUAGCCUCAUCCACCAAUUUUACCAUUGCACUAUCUACAAAUAAAUCAAUAUUAUUAGAGCAAUAUCUUCCUCAUAAAAAAAUGCAAUUCUAUUUAGUCCGUCAGUCAGAUAAUAGAAAAAUAUUAGAUACGUAUUUUUUUAUUAUUUCAAUUUAACGAGAAAUAGCUUAGAUAACAGGCAUUAAAGUUGAGGAGUGGGGGCUCGCUACGUCACAGUUUUGUAGAAAAUGUACCAUAACGUGACGUCAAGCGAAAUUUCAACUCCAUGUAACGCCGUAAUUUUAUGUUUACGAAAAAAAAUAAAAAAAUAUGUGUUUAAUAUUUUUCAACACUCUACUUGACAGACAAAUAAAUGAAAAUUAGUCGUCAUCCCUAUUGCAAGUAGUUGAAAUUUUAUUGACAUGCGAAUAUUACGUAAACAUUUGUAUAGAAAGAAGUGAAUGUAUAAACAUUUUUUUCUUUCUCCGCAGUAUGAUGGACUCUGGAGGGGCAGGAAUCGCGGAGUCACCCCCCACAUACCACCGCAGCUACGAGCAAUACGUCCAAGGAGGUGUAGAGACCAGCACUGAUUCCACCCAAGACCAGGCCAGUCCAGACUUAGUCGUGUGGUCUGCUCUACCUUAUGGCCUAGACUAUAGAGCUCAAUAUGACUACAGAAGCCCAUAUGACACAUCUAGAGAUUACUCCACCCAGCAGUACGCUAGGGCGCCUUUUGCCACGAAAAUGGGGCAGGCGAAAGCUCUCAAGGAGGCCAGGAUAAGGAGGCCUAUGAACGCUUUCAUGGUGUGGGCGAAGGUGGAGCGGAAGAAGCUGGCUGAUGAAAAUCCUGACCUGCACAAUGCUGAUUUGAGUAAAAUGCUAGGUAAAAAGUGGCGUUCGCUGACACCGCAAGACAGACGACCUUUCGUGGAAGAGGCAGAGCGGCUACGGGUGAUACAUAUGACGGAACAUCCCAACUACAAAUACCGGCCUCGAAGACGGAAGCAGAAUAAAACUAGACCGAAUCAACCGACGACGCCGGCGAGUGCUCCACCAGCGGCGUCAGCAGCCUUAGGUUCCCCAUAUGCCACAGCAACCGAUUCACCAGACGCUCGAUUCUCCCACAACCCAGGGGCAGGCUUCUCACCUUACCGUACUUCGCCCCUCGCUCCCGACUCUUACCAAUCGAGUCAACAAUUCAACGGACAUGUUCAAACUCCAGAAUCAUCGCCAGCUAGGUCUCCAGAACCUCAAGGUAGGAGGAGCGCCCCGGCUGACGCCCCUCUGCCCACUCCCGAUGCGUCACCCGUGGAGAAUGAGAAGGAAAACUUUCAGUAUGAAGAAAGGCGAAGAGCCAUCAACGCUUCCUCCCUCUCUGAAUCAUAUUCGCCUUAUAAAACUUACCGGACGCCAGGGUCUUUCUCGCCGGCGCCCGUCGCAGCUAUGGGUAUGGCCAAUGGCAUGUACGUGAUGUGCACGCAACGAACUCUAGCAGAACAACCACCUCUAGUAACUGGAACCUUUUUCCCUCCAGUCGCGACCUCGCAAGAUCAGCAAGCUCUCGGCACAUCCACUCCAAAAGUGACGUCAGCUCUAAGUGGUUCCAUACCAUCUGAAUACAGCAUUCAAUACCUCCCAUAUGAUCAAUACGAACAAAUGUAUAAAACAGAAGACUCAUAUGUGUCGCAUUAUCCUGAACAGCCGAAAACUGAAUACGACACAGGAGGCUCUUACUUUUCAGAGGAACCACCAUCUAAUCAACCACAGGAGAAUGAACAGAGCUUUAUGAAUCCACGCCCGGAAAUAAGGACGGGAUCACCUGAAUCUGACGUGGACGCUAGGGAGUUCGACAAGUAUUUGGACUAUGGUACCGAAGUUUCUAUUGAGCAACAUCAACAAUAUAGAUAUGAGCAACAGCAACAGCAACAGCAGCAGGGCUACAGGCCUCCUUACUGCUCUGAGCAGGGUCCAGCGCCGGAGUACUGCUCGGAGAGGAUGUAUCCGUCUCCGUACGCGUCUGUGAUUUCUGGAACACCAGCCGUGGGUCCAUAUACGCCCGCACCGCCCACUGACGUACGACCUGAAGAUGAAUUCAGCGUGAUCCUAGCUGGAGUCAGGCAGACGUGUUAUAGCAAUUGACUAUAUAGGACUGAUAUGGGUUAGCAAUAAUAGGGACACUUCCUAAAUGAAGCCCAAAGAAUUUCAUAUGUUUUUCGAAGUGUAUUUUUGAUACCGACUGUGUAUUCCACAUUGAUUUUUUUAUAUUAUUAAUUAAAUUUAAAGCGCGACAAUUAUAAUAUUGUUUGAAAAAAUAUAUGCCUUUGUCAAUUUUGAUCAAUUGAGUCUCAUGUUUCCUAUAUAGAAAUAAUAUGAUUUUGAAAUUGAAAAAAUAUUAAAAAUGUAUACUGAUCAGUAUAAGACUGGAUCUGUAUUAUUUUAAGGCUGUUAAUUUAUUAAUGCUCGUCUUAAACUGAAUUAUAUUGGUGCUAUUUAAGGAGGUCCUUUAAAUAAACUGUUUUUAGAUAUUUUUUUUUUUUUGUAAUAUUUGCAUCCAAAACUAUAUACCAAUAGAGGUAGCAAAUUAACGAUUCCUAUUAAAAGAAAAGCAUUAUUUAUUUGUAACUAUUUUUGUAUAUUUUAUAGUAAAAAUUAAUAAAAAAAAAUAAUCAUUUCGAUAGCUCUUCCAUUAAGUCUGUAGAUAUAGUUAUUAUGAUUAAUUUUAACAAUUUUCUAGGUUAUAAAUAUAAAAAUUAUAAGUUAUCUGUAUAAAAGUGUAAGUUGAAUAAAUAUCUCAUAGCAGUUAAUUUGUACUAAAUUUUAGAAAGUGUUUUUUUUUAUUAUAGUUAAUGUUGCAAUUUUGUAGUUAUUUAGAUUAUAAAUGGAAAAAGACCACUCGCACUGCGACACUAAGUUCUUCCUAAUUGUAAGAAAAUUUAUAAAAAGCAAUAAAAAUUAUAUAUUAAGAAAUAUUUUUCUUUUAUUCAACCUAUUGUUCUGUAAUAGUUUCUCGUAACGCUGUUCGUCUAUUUAAAGUAAAAAUAUUAUAUUAUAAACAAACAGCAAAUUCUAAUUAAGGUCUCCCAAAAGUUUCAAAAUAUCCCCAGACUGCGAGACAGACCAUUUUUUAACUAUUUUCCCGCACAUAAAUUAUAGCCUACUAGCUUUCCGCCAGCGGUUUCGCCGGCGUGGUCUUGUAUUAUACAUAAAAACCUUCUUUUUGAAUUACCCUAUCCAUGAAAAAAACCGCAUCGAAAUCCGUUGCAUAGUUUUAAAGAUUUAAGCAUAUAGGGACAGAUAAAGCGACGGACUAGUUGUACAAACGUCAUUUAAAAUUGACAUUAGUUAAAAGCGACAUUACCCAUACAAAUCUGAAAUUUAUUAGAGCUUAAAGCCGUCAUUAAACCUUAAUUGACGUUUGUGCAACUUAAC